ACACUGACAGCAGAAUUACAUACAGAGAAGAAGAUGACCGAGCAGAGAGGAUACAGCUCUUAUGUACAUGUAGGUCAUUUAAUACUCUUUCUUGAAUAGUAAUGCACAAAGGCAGAGAUGUGUUGUAGUUUUUAGUUUUUUACUUUUCUGACCCUCUACAUGUUAAGUAUUUUAAGUGACAAAGCUUGUAAGGUCUUCCUUUGUGAUAUCUAUUAGCUCGUAGUCAACUAGAGCCUCCAGACUUCACCUAUAUUUGAGUCAUGUAACUGUCAGGAUGUGUUGUUGAAAACUGGACAAAGGUUUUAACAGUUACUGUAACAUUGGCCCAGAUAUAACCUCAUUUUUUACAUUUCUUUAACGCUGCCGAGAUUACACUUUAUGUUUAGUUUCUCUUGGAUGAAGUCAGUCUUUGCAGGUCGCUUUACACGCUGUCGUAAAUACCGACCAAAACUACAAAUAAAGUUGCUGAAAAUAAUAACCAAACAUUGUUUUAUAUCACCCUUUGUGACAGAAAAAAGAACAGGACGUGGAUGAAUUGUCAAGACAGUCAACGAGAGUAGAUGGGAAUUUAAUUGAAGCUGCUAUGAGGAAUUUUAGCUGACAGAAAUCUUGCAGGAGCUAAAGAUAAAACUCAGAAGUAAAACAAGUUAAAAGCUUUUAACUAGUUUAUAGUGUACCAAUGAAAAUGUGGGCUCAAAAUAUCUAUCUUAUUUGGUGUAAUAGCAACAUAUUUCUGUGAAUUGUCAGUAUUUAGGAGAUUUACAAACCAAGAUUUUUUAAAAUAUUAGUUACAUGAGGAAAAACAUAUUUAACUUGAGGCUGUAACCAACAGGGAAAUGAAAUAAACAGGACAGUUAUUGAGACAUGUUUAUAUACAUUGUAAAUAUGAACAUCUUUCUGUAUGAAAAAGUCUAACCUGACAGUCUCUAACAGUGUAACUUGCUGCUUUGAGGUGACUCAUGUCCUAUAUCAUACUUAGGGGAGAGUGGGGUAAGAUGAGCCAUUUUUCAUAUUUCGGAUCACUACAUCAAUGUAAUCAUAGUUUUGUCUCUAACUCGUGUAUCUGCAUAUAUUUCAAGAUGUUGUUCAUCCCUGCAAACCAACAGAAUGAGUGUAAACAGAACUGUCUUGAUAAUAUAGCAUGCCAAAAAAGUGGUCUCCGAUGGUCAACUUACCCCACUCUCCCCUGUUCCAACUUCUCAUAGUCUGUUGAGAUAUUGAUGCUCCUUCACAGAGAGAUGAAAAGAUAUUUAAUUAAUUGGUUGAUUACUUUGUGUUUCUCAAAUCCACAGGACUUCACCAGCAAUGACGUGCACUUCCCCUCUCCUUUGUGCCGGCAGCAGCUUCUACCACGGCUAUUUUCUGCUCAUUAUAUCUCGACAGUCUCUGUACCUCAGAAGGCUCAGCUCCACUUCUCAGAUGAGUCGCAGUCUGCAAGAGAGCUACAGACUUCUUCAACUUCCUGAUGAGGGACACAGCAGUCCUGUGCAGGUGAAAGAGGCCUACCUACGCCUUGCCAAGCUCUAUCAUCCGGACUCCGGGGCUCCGACUGCAGACGCUGGGCUGUUUGCUCAGGUAGAAGAGGCCUACCGUGCCGUGCUGGCUCAUCAGAGCAAAAUUAAGCAGCCUGAUGGAGGGAAAGAGGUGGAGGACGAGGAUAAGCCUAGAGGUACAGCAUUUCAGCACAGACACUACCUCAGCUAUGAAGGGGUGGGUACUGGAACCCCCAGCCAGCGAGAGCGUCAGUACAGGCAGAUUCGUGUGGACCGGGCCUCCGAGCAGAUUUUGAACUACCGACAGAGGGAGCAUGAGAGAGCAGCCGCUGCAGAUGGGGCGCUGGUGGAGCGAGAUAUGCGUCAGCGCAGCCGAAAGAUAAAGAUCACCCAGGCUGUGGAGCGACUGGUGGAGGAUCUAAUUCAGGAGUCCAUGGCCCGUGGAGACUUCAGGAACCUGAGCGGAGCUGGGAAGCCCCUCAACAAGUUCGAGCACAAUCCAUACGCAGAUCCCAUGACCCACAACCUCAACCGCAUCCUCAUAGACAAUGGUUACCAGCCUUCAUGGGUUGUCACACAGAGGGAUAUCCGAGAGGCCACUGCGAACAUCCGAAAAAGGUUACUAGAGGGGAGGGCCAGGCUUGGUGACCACAUGACUCCAAAGGAACAGGACCAGUGGGAGCAGCUGUGUGCAUCUGUUGAGGAGGAGUUAGUGAAGCUUAACAAGCUGGUGGACAACUACAACCUCAUCGUACCGAUGCUCAAAAUGCAGAUGGUUCACUUCAGUUUGCCACGAGAGAUCGAGAGAGCUGUGAACGGAGCUCAAGCACGUAGACUGGAGCAGCAGAGAGAGAGGGAGAAGGAGAGAGAGAGGAGGAAGGAGGAGAAGAAAAGAGCCAAUGCUGUAGCGAGGCCUAAAACUACCAAACCUGGCCUGAUGUCCUGGAUGAAGAAUUUACUUGGAUCUAGAAACUAGGUCUGGACAGGAAAUCGGUUGGAGAACAGUUGUUUAUAACCUCGUACCAUUACCUCGUCACACAGACUUGGAUGCCAGUAACAAAGUUCAUGUUCAACAACAGUAAAUGAGCAAGACACUUAACCCACGUUGCUCCCAGUGUGUGUGUCCUCCACUGGUGUAUGACUGUGAGUGUUGUGUGGUGGUGGUCGGAGAGGCCGUAGGCGCAAACUGGCAGCCAUGUUUCCGUCAGUCUGCCCCAGGGCAGCUGUGACUACUAAGGUAGUUUACCACCACCAGGGUGUGACUGUGUGAGCGAAUGAAUGAUGUAUCCAAUGUGAAGCGCUUUGAGGUCACUGACAAAAAGCGCUAUAAAAUCUGAUGCAUUAUUAUUAUUUAUUAAAGGAUAAUUUAACAAAUUUAGAGAGUAAAAAUAAAUCUCUGUCGACAAGGGAAAAGGUCCAUAACUGAUACUAGGUGGUCAUGAUCCUCAGGCAGCACUGCAUAAAAAAUCAGACAUGACUCAAACACUUCACUCAAAACCACUUUAAUAAACCACAGAACAGUUUGUUGUUGCAUCUAGAAAUGCAGGAUAAAGCUGUUUCAUACAAGGAUACAAGAAUGUACAAUCAUGAUCCAGAGAGCUGGUGACUUUUCUGGGCCUGAGCCUGUUGAAGAUGGUCUGAGGUGAACCGGAGGACUUCCUGUGGUCUGACACGUCAAAAUUUGACAUUCCUUUUGGAAAUCAUGGACAUCACACCUUCAGCUCGAAAGACAGACUAUCCAGCUUGUUAUCAGCACACUGUUGGAAAGCCAACAUCCCUGAUGCACAGCUCCCCUAACAUGGGUAGCAUACGCAUGGUUUCAACAUUUAGUAUGCUGUCUUUACAAGUUUCAGUUAAAUAUAGAGUCAGAAUGAUUUACAAAACCUCAAACAGAGAUGGCGAGGACACAAAAGUAACCUCAUAACUGUUGGUCAACACUCAACUCAAAGCUCUGAUUCAGUAGGUCCACUUAUUCAAUUCUUGAAAAUACUGUUAAUGCCAUCUUUUAUAAGAGAACAGCACCAAGCAGUCAUGUUUGCUCAACCUUGAGGGAAAUGCAUGUGUUGGAAUAUCAAUAAUGUGAUGUAGUUUAAUGAUUCAGGUUGUUUCUGUGAAAUUACUGAUCCGUAAAUUCAGAAUUAAAACUUUUUGGUUGCUAUGUGACAUUAAAAAGUUAAGAUAAUUCAAAAUCUCAUGCUGAAGACUCCAGUCAUAUUCUAGUCAGGAAGCUGCUCUUGUGUUGCAGGGUUGCAGAUGACGACAGGCUCCUUUCUACCAGCUCUGGUGCCUGCCGUCUCCCUGUGUAGAGCCUCGGCGACGGCCCUGGUGGGAGUCAGCACCUUGGUCCAGUCAUGGGCGAUGUACUGGUGGUACGGGUCCUGAGAGCUCUCCAGCUUCUUGGAGCGGAUGUAGCUGAGCAUGAUGCCAAGCGUGAAGAAGCUGAACAUGCCAACCACCAGAAAGAUGUACACCAUGCUGUGGGACUGAGUGUGAACCCUGGCGGCUCCUGGCACUGGAUGCAAAGCUUGCUGGGUAGUGUAGUUCAGUGGUACCAGUGGGGACAGUACUUUUGUGCUGUUAAGGCAGUGCUGCAGGAAGGAGAGAAGGAGCGACUGCAGCUCAGUGGUGUUGAUAUAUGACAUGUCUGACCUCUGCUGGAGGACCAGGGAACUGCAACUGAGGAGGAAACUCAGGACAGUCAGUCAGGAAAGGUUCGGAAAAUAUACAUUGCCCCAUCAGGUAACAUUGAAAAAACAUUUUACAUUUAUCCUUUUGUGAUGCUGGAUGGUUCACUCUGCGCCUCUAUGCUUAACUCGUACGGAACAUCUCAGACUGAUUUUAAUUCGAUAUGACACAAAGCGCUUCUUUGCCAUUAAAAUGUGCCAUAAGAGAGCAAAGGUAUUUUGUAUAAAGGCUGCAGCAGGAAGGAGGAAGACACUGCAACAGCUGAACUACAGUGUGCAGAGAGGGACCAACUAGUACGCAAUAAAAUACGUUUUUAAUAAUAAAUGAGCAACCAAUAUGUAUCAGAUGAGAUUAAUUCAGAAUUCUUGGAAUAAAACGGAUGCAUAAAGAAAGACUUAAAGGAAAGAAAUAGGAAAGAUGUGGUUAACAAAAAUCUGGUGACUUUAAUCUUCAAACCGUGUAUCUGAAAUCAUCAAACAGUCCUCUCCAACAACAAAAAAAGUGAUCAACUCUGAAUCUUCAACUCUGUCCCCUUUUUUCUAACUUUGCUGACCUUGAUGUUAUUCAUUUCUGUUCACACAAUGUGACAGACAAACCAACCUCCAGUAAUUAAACCUACGUUGUUAGUCAAUGUCAGCUGGGAUGAAAAAUAAACCAACCUUGAAACGAUGUGGACUCAGUGGGCGCUCUCACUGACAUCAGCAGAAAACUGAUCAUUCGGAGUCAUGAAGCAGCUGCUCGUAAACUUCACCUCAAACAGAAACAUACAUCCCCCUCUUCUCUCGCUGGUCAUGGUGAUCCCUCCUCCACGCUGAUGCUUUUAAGCAGAGGAGAUACACUGAAACGCAUGUUUAACUUGUCAACACAUUUAAUGAAAGGAGGAGGUCUCAGAGCAAGGUCAAAAUAUAUUGUGGCGAGCCAGUGCUGCAGCGUGGUUGACCUAUAUGGGUGCAGUCAGGCAAAAUAACCAGAAGUAGAGUGGUUGGUAGGUUUAUUAGUGUUUGGGGGAAAUUUGUCAUUUAAAUCAUAAUAAAAGUCCAAUAAGAAGAGAUAAAGCAAAAGCAGACUCAUGACAGUAAAAUGAGUGCAAACCCUCCUCAUGCAUGCACAUAAGAGGUACCACAGGGGGCGCUCUAGUUAAAGUUUAGAGUCAUGGUGGUGAGGUGAAAAGGAUUUGGAGUUGUCUUUAACAUUAAAGCCA
This is a messenger RNA of Xyrichtys novacula (pearly razorfish), 5379 nucleotides long. The record is from the annotation of a GenBank genome assembly. NCBI's taxonomy places the organism in Eukaryota, Metazoa, Chordata, Actinopteri, Labriformes, Labridae.